UUCCAAUGUCAAAAUGAACACUCGUUUCUUCGCGCACAGCCUUCUCUAUUUUAUAGGUAAAAAUUUAUAUUGUUAAUUUUAUGAUUUUUAUUUAAACUUGUGGAAUGUUUAAUAGCGCACUUACAUCAUGGUUUGCCGAUAAAUUCAAUUAUCGACGAACCAACUUUAUAUACUUAGUUGUCGCUUAUGCUGAAUGGUGAAUAUGUAUGCUGUGCUGUUAUAAUCAACAAGUAUUGGGCGGCAACAGCAGCUCACUGCGUGAGAGCAGCUAAACAUCCUUGUAAGGAAAUUAGCCUACGCAGUGGAUCUUCUUUUUUAUAUCAAGGUGGUAUCAUCCAUAAUGUGGUCGAUGUUACUGUGCAUGAAAAUUAUAACGACUUAACAAAUGACUAUGAUAUUGCUGUUGUAAAAAUAACGCCUUCGUUCAGAUAUAAUGAUUUCACAAGGCCAGUUGUCUUGGCACAAAGUGAUGCUAAAGAUGUUUGUACGGCAUGGGGUAUGGUCUGCGGUUGGGGAUAUUAUAUGAAAUAUAACGAUUUCAUCAAUCCUAUUCUUGCGGAAAAACUGCAGUGCGUCCUAUUACCGUUAAUACAAAAAGAGCUAUGUUGCAAAGAUUACAAAUUCUUCUUCGAAAUAACAUCUCAAAUGACGUGUUAUGGAUUUCAGGAAGGUGCAUUUGACUCUUGUAAAGGUGAUUCCGGCUCAGCAUUAAUUAACAAAGACGGUGUUCUACUUGGUAUAACUUCAUGGGGAAAUGGUUGUGGCGAACCAUACUCACCCGGUGUAUACAUUGACGCCAUACUCCUCCGAAAUUGGAUUCGAGAUAAAACCGGAAGACUUGACACCGUGGAUCCCACCGCUGCCACCAAAUUUUGUUGUGCUCUUGGUGGUGCCGAGCACAAUGGGUAGUUUUGGGCUCCAGUGCUAGCGUGCAAACAGUACAGGGUGGUCGGGGAGAAUAAAUAGUCG
Odontomachus brunneus is the source of this 969-nucleotide messenger RNA. RefSeq names its product trypsin-7-like. Gene Ontology annotation, molecular function: serine-type endopeptidase activity. The transcript is spliced from 6 exons. Lineage: Eukaryota; Metazoa; Arthropoda; Insecta; Hymenoptera; Formicidae. The record is from RefSeq and is a predicted model, not a curated record. Bases 187 to 909 code for a protein of 240 amino acids. Gene Ontology annotation, biological process: proteolysis.